AGAAGAGCUUCGCGACAAUGUCAGGCCGAGGAAGAGGUGCAUACUUUAAGGAAAAGUACGGCGGUGGCGGCGGUCGGGGGGGUGGUCGAGGUGGCGGUCGAGGAGGCAGAGGAAGCGGAGGAGUUGGCUUCGGUGGCGGUCCAGACGCACCCAAGAGGCCGCGAGUCGAUGGGCCCAGGACUGGCGAGCAGCUCGGUCAGCUGCUCUCGUCGAUGGAGGGCGCCCCGUACCCUGCCUAUCAUGACGUUGAGGGCUCAUGGACGCUGUCCACCGCAAAGGGUCCCAUGACCUUCUUUCUCGACCACGCCCAGGCAGACCCGUACGCUGCACCCAGCAAGUGUCGCAUCCGCGUCGCGCAUAGUGUUGCUCUGUUCGACCCGUCGCUAUAUCGUUCUCGGCCUCGCUCCACAGCGCUCGCAGACUAUCUUCUGCGGAGACUGCAUGAGACGUGUCUCUCCAAAGAGUACGAAAAGGCUGCGCCGCCGUCGGGCUGGGCCGGUGCAAAAGGAGGCCAAAUCGAGAUCGACGCGCCCGGGCAGCAGGUCCUCGAGCGGACGGCCGUCCAUGUAGCAGCAUUCUACAUCGAGGUUCGAAUCAGAGUCGGUCUCCCGGCUCGGGGUCGGAGUGUCUGUGGGCAAUGGGCGCGCGAGAUCCUGACGCAGUCGGUCCCCUAUCUGAUCUCGGCGGCCUUCUUUGGCCCUCGGACAGGAAUCGAAGAGCACGUCGUGUCGGUCGAGAACCAACAGGUCCUGCGCAAGACUGCACUGCAGAGCCACACACCACCCUUGGCCGCAUUUAUCCCUGACGGAGCGAUCCUUGCCCGAGCGAGCGGUGCGAGCGACAAACCUUUGUCAGCCGACGAGGCCAUCAAGUUUGUCAGCCCUGAGUCUGUGCGGGUCACACUCCCCCUGCAAAACGGUGGGACCAUCCAAGGCAUGGGUGUGGCGAGGGGAAGCAUCACGGUCCUCUGCGGCGGAGGCUACCACGGCAAGUCCACCCUGCUCUCUGCCCUCGCGCUGGGCUGCUACGACCACAUUCCAGGCGACGGCCGAGAAUACGUCAGUGCAGUCGAAGAUGUCACGAGCAUCCGCAGCGAAGACGGCCGGCCCGUGUCGACGGUCGACAUUUCCCCCUUUAUCAGCAAUCUCCCUGGCCGCGACGCCAAAGACUGCGCACAGUUCAGCACGACCAAUGCCUCGGGCAGCACGUCGUGCGCUGCGAGUCUCAUCGAAUCGCUCGAGCUUCGCUCGCAGCUGCUCCUCAUCGAUGAGGACACGAUUGCGAGCAAUUUCCUGCAGCGCGACGAUGUGAUGCGCAAGCUCGUGCAAAAGGAGCCCAUCACGCCGCUUGUCGAGCGUGUGCGCCAGGUCGUCGCCACAGAGGGCCGACCCGCCGUAUUCAUCGUCUGCGGGAGCAGCAGUGACUUUUUUGCGCCGGCCGACGUCGUGCUGUGUAUGGACGAAUAUAGGCUCCUGGAUCUGACCGAGCGCGCCAAAGCCCUCGUCCCUUCCUCGACCCCCUCAUCGGCAGCGACGGCGACAAUGUCCCCGUUCAGCCCAGCCCUGCGGCGGUCCGUGCGCCUCAGUAGGCCUGCAGGCAAGAUCAUGUCGCGCUCCAAGGACUCGAUCCAGUUUGGCGACGUCGGACCCGCAGCUGCCACGGGCCCUGAUAGUGCGCAGGGUAGCACGAUUGAGCUGCGUGCCGUCCCGCAGCUCGUCCAUGCCUCGCAGACGCGCGCAAUCGAGUGCAUCAUCAAGUCGCUCCUCGAUGCGAGUCGGCCAGCGCCGUUUGCAGAGAUGCUCGAUCGUAUCGAGGAGGCGCUCGGUGCUGAUGCUCCGGGCCUGGACAGCUUCGCAGAAGGUGGACGGCUCGAUGGGUUCCUCGCCAGACCGAGAAGGGUCGACGUUGGUGCGGCAAUCAAUCGUCUCCGGAACGCCCACUUCAGCCAGUCUUCAUAGAACAGACAAUAUAGAGGCGCUCAUGCAUGUGUUGGAAUGAUGAAAUGAGGAUACAAUACAAGCAAUGAAUCAGG
Messenger RNA from Acaromyces ingoldii, 2032 nucleotides. RefSeq lists its product as hypothetical. The transcript has 4 exons. NCBI's taxonomy places the organism in Eukaryota, Fungi, Basidiomycota, Exobasidiomycetes, Exobasidiales, Cryptobasidiaceae. Bases 18 to 1958 code for a protein of 646 amino acids. The record is from RefSeq and is a predicted model, not a curated record.